Messenger RNA from Penicillium salamii, 1680 nucleotides. Lineage: Eukaryota; Fungi; Ascomycota; Eurotiomycetes; Eurotiales; Aspergillaceae. The record is from the annotation of a GenBank genome assembly.
AUGUCGUGGCUUUUGAAGAAGGUCAUUCAUAAUGAGGCAAUGAAAGAGGACCCGAAGGAGAUCUAUGGAUGGAGGGUUUUCAUGCUUGCCUGCUCGGCUUGUUGUGGAGGAAUGCUCUUUGGCAUGGACUCGGGUAUCAUUGGUGGUGUGCUCACCAUGCCUGCUUUCAAAAGCAAGUACGGACUGGAGAAUGCCUCCAAAGUUGAACAGGCCAACCUAUCAGCCAACAUCGUGUCCACUCUCCAAGCAGGAUGUUUCUUCGGUGCCCUAUUUGCAUCUCCAAUCGCCGACAAAUGGGGGCGAAAGAAGGCACUCAUGGGAGCAGCUGUGGUGUCCGUGCUCGGUAUUGUUAUGCAAUGUGCAGCCAGUGGCCACCUCGAGGCCAUGUAUAUCGGACGACUAGUAACAGGCUUCGGUGUCGGUGCUGCAUCCAUGAUCAACCCCCUUUAUGUCUCUGAAAACGCACCUCGCGCGAUUCGCGGCGGUCUGACUGGCCUCUAUCAACUGUUCAUCACAAUGGGUAUCAUGCUCGCUUUCUGGAUCAACUACGGCUCUCUGCUGCACAUCAAAGGCCCUGCCGUCUAUCUUGUCCCACUAGCAAUGCAGGGUCUACCGGCAGUUCUACUUUUCGCCGGAAUGCUCCUGUGCAACGAGUCACCCCGUUGGCUGGCUAGACAAGACAGAUGGGAAGAAGCACGUGCAACACUGUGCCGGGUGCGUAAUCUGCCAUCUGAUCAUCCUUACCUGGAAGCAGAAUUCCAGGCCAUUGCCACACAACUCGAGCAAGAGCGUGCUCUUGUUGGUGGGUCUGGUUUCUGGGAUCUCAUGAGAGAGAUGUGGACUAUCCCCGGCAACAGGAAGCGUGCCAUCAUCUCGAUCUUCUUGAUGAUUUGCCAGCAGAUGACCGGCACAAACGCGAUCAAUUACUACGCCCCUCAGAUCUUUAAAAAUCUUGGCGUCGUCGGCAAUGCGACAAAUCUCUUCGCAACAGGUGUCUAUGGCAUCGUCAAAAUGGUUGCCUGUGGCGUCUUCUUGAUCUUCGUAGCCGACUCUCUUGGUCGUCGUCGCUCCCUCCUGUGGACAUCCAUCGCACAGGGCUUAGCAAUGCUCUACAUCGGACUCUAUGUGCGCAUUGCCCCACCCGUUGAGGGUGCGCCGGUCAUUCCCGCUGGGUAUGUAGCGCUGGUGUGCAUUUUCCUCUUUGCGGCCUUCUUCCAAUUCGGAUGGGGCCCUGUGUGCUGGAUUUAUGUCUCUGAGAUCCCGACUGCGCGACUGCGCUCGCUGAAUGUUGCUUUUGGAGCGGCAACACAGUGGUUAUUCAAUUUUGUGGUCGCCCGGGCUGUGCCAAACAUGUUGGCAACGGUUGGUGCUAAUGGUUAUGGAACUUAUAUCAUCUUCGCAUGCUUCUGUUUCUCCAUGAGUGUCUUUGUUUGGUUCUUUAUUCCCGAGACCAAAGGUGAGAUUAUCUCAGGUUUGUCUGGGAUUUUGCUGAUUGUGUUCCAGGGUUGUCUCUCGAGAAGAUGGAUGAGCUCUUUGGCACCGCACAGCUCCUCGAUCACAAGACGGCUGACGCAGAGCGAGGAUCCGUGGGAGGUGACACCUCUAUUGGGGAGGUGGGAAAGUCUUCCCAGGCGCAUGUUGAGAGAGUGGCCUAGUAAAUCAUUUCCUAGUUUAGUAUGA